This is a messenger RNA of Nerophis lumbriciformis (worm pipefish), 3996 nucleotides long. RefSeq names its product SFI1 centrin binding protein (gene sfi1). NCBI's taxonomy places the organism in Eukaryota, Metazoa, Chordata, Actinopteri, Syngnathiformes, Syngnathidae. The record is from RefSeq and is a predicted model, not a curated record. Gene Ontology annotation, molecular function: phosphatase binding.
UGUGUUGGCUCUCUUGCUUCCCCGAGUCAGUCGAAAACAACAUCGCUGCUGACAGGUGCGUAAAUGAAACAAAUUCGGUCGUGCAUUUCUCGUCACGUGACAAGAAAGAAACAAAUGCGCGGUGGUCAAGUUAUCCAAACAGUUCGUACACUGACUGUCAAGUUAUAACUCACCACCUCAAUUCUAAAGUGGAUGUGGCGUUUUGUUAUUUCCACGCGAUAUUUUAGACCAAUAGUCUCGUCUUCGCAGUAAUGGAAAACAACUCAACAAAAUCAGCCGAUCUUCAAAGACCAAUAUCGGAAAGGGUCAGAUUUAGUGUAGAAAGCGAAGCGCGCACAGUUCAAUGUACUUGUACAAGUAUUUCACACAGAGUUGGAUACAAUUGGAACAAAGGCGGAAGGCUGAAGGACUUAAGACUAAGGCACUUGGCAAGGAAGUUCUUCAAAAUAUGGAUGCAGAACACCUUUGGUCAGAUCCUUCCUUAUUUUGCCAAGUGCCACUAUGAAAAUAUGCUACAGAGACGAAUAUUUCAGGGAUGGAGAGACGAGUGGUGGGCGUCCAGAAAGGAAUGGAGUCUGUCCCUACGCGCAGAGUGUCAUCACAAGUAUCACCUGCUCCUUCUGACUUUCCAAAGAUGGCAAACAUUUAUUUCACUGCAAGACGAAAAGAAGAGCAAAAUGCAUGAAGCUAAAUUGUUCGAUGACAGGCGACAAAUGCGUCGUGUUUGGCACAAGUGGGAGAAUUUUGUCCAGAUGUGUCGGCUGAAAAGAAGAAGAAAUCAAUCAGCCCGAGAAAAGCACAGACGCACACAUCUUCGGUCAUUGUGGCGUUUGUGGCAGAUUAAGUAUCAACAGCAUCAAAACAUUUGCACGAUGGAGGACCAAGCCUUGAAGCUCCGGACAGUGAAUCUACAAAGCGGGGCUUUUCUUCAGUGGAAAGAGAGGCACGCUGCUGUUUGUUCCCAAAGAGAGAAUGAAUCCAAAGCCUCUCUUCACUACAUCAGCAGUGGGAAAAAGAAAUGGCUGAUUCAGUGGCGAACUGUUGUCUCCUCUCGCCAGCACAAGAAACAGUUGCAAGCUGUGGCUAUGCACACCGCCCAUCUUCACUUGAUGAGGCAGAGCUGGGAAGUGUGGAGGAUUGCGUGGCGUCGAAAACACAGCGAGGAGGAGCGUUUGCAAGGGGUGGAGCAGCUGACCAUUCGGUGCGGUCAGCGUCGAGCCGUGUUGAAAUGGAGGGCGUAUGUGACAAGGCGCAAAGAAAAAGCAGGCCGAGACCAGAUGGCCAGUCAACACCACCAUCAGCACCUGCAGCGUGCAUUACUGCAGGGCAUGUCGUUCAACGUGAGCCAGAACAGAGCACGGCGUCUGAACAACGAGGUGGCUGUCCAACAUCAUUACCAGACUGUGACCAAUAGAUAUUGGGGGCUGUGGAAGGACAGGCUGGAAGAGGCUGAAGAUGAACCUUUCCAAGCCCUGACAGACAUGGCGCUGACCAACUACCGCAUGACCCUGUUGAGUCGCUUUAACGACCACUGGAGGGAGAAACUCGCACAGCAAAGACACUUGCAGGAGCUGGAGUGGCGUGCGGAUAUCUGGUUUGCAGAGCACUUGUUGCCACGAUACCUGAACUCCUGGAUUGAGUUUACUCUGCAGAAAAGGCUGAAGACAGACAGGAAACGCAGGGCAGAUGUUUACAAUAUGCAGCGCCUGUGCACCUGGGUGUUGCACACCUGGCAGGAACGGGCGGAGAAACACAAAGACGAGAUGCUGUCACAGCGAAUGGCCAUUCUUCACGAAGAGCAAAGUCGUCUGCAGAGAGUCUGGGCUUGCUGGAGGCAGCGGGCCCAGCAGCGGAUGGGAGAAGAGAAAGAGAAGAGGCAGGAGCAAAAGUAUUCUCUUGUCCCUGUGAAACAGCAAGAAGACGCCAUUACUGAGUUGCCGGACAGUGAGCAGCAGGCUUGUCUUCAGGGUGAUCUGUGCUGCAUGAGAAGGGCUCUGACCAGGUGGAAAAAGUUUGUCCAGAGACAGAAGUUGAAGACAAGAAAGCUGGAGCACAAGCAGCAUUGCCAAGAAAACCAAGUCAACAAGCAGAGUGUUGUGACCUGUGAGGUCCAGCACAACGUGUCUAAGAAGACAGUGCAAGCACUCUGGCAUUGGGCCCUCACUCUUCAAGCCAAGGUUUUCCUGGCUUGGAGAGAAAAAACUAAGUGUGUGGUAUUUGAGCAGCACCAACAGAGGGAAGCACUCAGCAUGGCCCAAAGUAUUUUAAAUCAAGGCAAGAAUCAACCACAGACAGAGGUGCUGCUGCAGUGGGAGACAACGGGCACAGAGAAAGCCCAGAGGCAUCAUGACAACAGAUUGCUGCGUAAUGCACUGAGGGCAUGGAAUGAGUAUCACCAUGCUCGCCUCAAGUACAAGGCUGUACUGCAUCAACAAGCGACAUCAGUGUGUAAAGGAUAUCACCACAUGGGCUCAGGAACACUUCAGAAACCCACGGUCCAGCACAACUUUUCUGAGAAGACACAGCUAGCACUCUGGCAUCGGGCCCUCACUCUUCAAGCAAAGGUUUUCCUGGCUUGGAGAGAAAAAACGAAGUGUGUGGUGUUUGAUCAGUACCAACAGACGGAAGCACUCAGCAUGGCUAAAAGUGUUUUUAAUCAAGUGGAGCUGCUGCAGCAGAAGGCAACGGGUACAAAAAAAGCCCAGAGGCAUCAUGACACAAAUGUGCUGCGUAAAGCACUGAGGGCGUGGAUCAAGCAUUACCACGCUCACCCUAAGUACAAGGAACCGAGGCUGGAGCAGAUGCAGCAUUGCCAGGAAAACCAAGUCGCCAAACAAAGCUUUGUGUCUUUGGAGGUCCAGCACAACUUUUCUGAAAAGACAGUGCAAGCACUCUGGCAUUGGGCCCUCACUUUUCAAGCCAAAGUGUUUCAUGGAUGGAGGCUGUGGGUCGCAAAGCAACGUCGGAAGAGGUUGAAAGUGGCAGAAGCUGCUGAGGUAGAAAAAGAACCGUCUCAGACAGUUGGCGUGAUGUGCGUCCCAGCCAUUGGAGAUCACAUGACCGAUAUGGGGAGGAGCCAAGCAUGGCGCCACGAAAAAGCUCAGAUGCUGCUUACUGAGAGUGUGGUGAGGCGUUGCGCCAUGAGGUGGAAGCAACGGGCCCUUUGCAAACCAAAGGUGACAGAAGGUCAAGCACUGGCAAAGACAGUGACCAUGUCUUUUUCAGAAUUGAAAAAGGAUUCUCCAUCUGAACAGUAUGCAGACAACAUGGAGCUACUAUCCCCAAUUAUACGUCGACAGCCACGUCGAAACAAGGAACUGCUUGAGCCUCCAUUAAAAGUGUUACCACAUGAAGUUUUGGCUGCCGCAGGACUUUUGGGGCACACUUGCCUAUCACAGACAUAUCUUCCUGGGCUGUUUUCUGCCUCCCUCCAUCAUCCUUCCAUCUCUUCCCCUGCUGCGCAUCAAAGUGGAGAUGUGCAGCAGUUCUCCCCCCACAAAACACCAAUCCCCACUGAAGACACACCGCCGACAUCCUGUGACCUGUUACUGCCUCCUGCUGCUUUCAUGAGCAUAGAAAAGUUGGGACUUAUGCAACCAAAUGAAACCAGUGGAGAAUAUGAUGUGAUGUCAUCCCUGAUGAGCGAGCUAAUGAGCAUCAAGCAGGAUAUGAGGAGUUUCCAGCAGGACAGGAAGCUGCUCAGGCUCUACCAGAAUACGAGAGAUGUCUUGCACAUUUGGCUACAGACGAGUGGAAAAGGCGAGGAGGUGGAUAAAAAUACAAUUUGUCAACAGCUAGUGGAGAUAGAGGAGUACAUCGAGAGACUGUCCAGUGAGCUGACAAAGCAAAGACUUUCAAUGCGCUUGCAUGCAGAAAGGCUCAGACAUUUACAAGCUGCCCUUGACUCCUCAGGUUUUUUUUCCCUUUGCCAGCAAGUGCAGAUGUAAAAGACUGAGCAGUUUGCUCCCAAUUGCAGCUGUCUUGUCAGUUAUUGUA